AUUUAAGAAAAAUCAAAUUUCUUCCACUCGGACCAACAGUUUGUUGGUCUUGUGAUUCUUCUUGGACAAUUCCUCAUAUUGUCUUUGUUUAAUGGGCCUCUUUACCCAAAAUCCCAACAGCAAAGAUGCUAACCGUUCUCUCCCGGAAAAGCUUUCCCUCCCAAUUCAAAAAUGAAAUGUCUCAGACCUCACUCAUCCUUUUCUUUGUCUUUCUGUAGAGGAUAACAAUGUGAACAAAAUAGAUGGAGAAUCACCUCUUAAGGCCAUGCCGUGAUGCUGCUUCCCGCAUAUAUAUGGCCCUAUUGCCUUCGGUUUUCGAACCCACAACGCAGAAAACCCGAAAUUCGUAAUGUCUGAGAGCCCUCCAAGAGUCAGAAUCAAUGGAAGCGAUGGAACCGAUGGCACAACCCCUGAGUACCGCCUCUACUGGUGCCACAAUUGCCAUCGGAGUGUGAGAAUUGCCCCCACGAAUUCGUCCGAAAUUGUCUGUCCUCGAUGUUUGGGGCAAUUUGUUGAGGAGGUUGAAAUUUCCAGACCAGGACUGGUGGAUUAUUUCCCUGCGUUUGAUGCCUCCCCUGAAGCUCGCUUACUCGAAGCGCUCUCUCUCCUGUUUGGCCUUGACCCUCCAAAUAGGGUGUUUGGUCGCAGUGGGCUUAGGGAGGAGCCUCGAGGUCGGCCUUGGUUCAGGCGUCGAACCAAUUCGGACCCUGAGCCUGAACUCCUCAGGUCACGUCGCAUAAGGAGAAGUCGUAGUUUAGAUGGUCAUGAGGAUGAUAGAGAACAGGAUGAAGCUCUGCCCCAUCGCAGGACUUGGAUCCUGGUCAGCCCAAUCGACCCUUCUAGUUCGGACCCCAACAGGCCCCGCUUUCUGCCACUGCCAGGGAGAGAAAGGCUCCCAGGUCUUGAUCCAAGAAAUUACUUUAUGGGACCAGGGCUGGAUGAGUUGAUUGAGCGAUUGACACAAGAUGACCGCCCCGGAGUUCCUCCCGCUUCCGAGAGAACAAUUGCGGCAAUACCAACAGUAAUCAUCACAGAAGGGCACUUGGUGCAUGACUCACAGUGUCCUGUCUGCAAGGAGGAGUUCAAGGUGGGUGAAACGGCAAGGGAGUUGCCUUGCAAACAUAUAUUCCACACAGACUGCAUUGUUCCUUGGCUAAGGCUUCAUAAUAACUGUCCUGUUUGUCGGCAUGAAGUGCCGGUAGUCACUGAAAGCUCUGAUCAUAGUGAUGAAUCUGGAGAGGACAGGAACAGAAGGUGCCCAAGGCUUCGGCAGCUGGCUAAUAAUCUAUGGCCAUUCCGUCCAAGUCCAAGGUUCCAGCGAAUCAGUACACCAGCUGAUGACCGCCGCUCUUCUCCAGGUAAUCAGAACUGAGUCUUUUGUGUUCACCUGAUUCACAUAUUUAUGGCUAAAAUAGGAAAAGAAAAUAACAUUUCCAUGAAAUGAGAGAAGAGAAUUCAAACUUGAAAACAAGUGAACAACAAAAAUUUAGUUUUGAU
Molecule: messenger RNA, 1497 nt
Organism: Rubroshorea leprosula
Lineage: Eukaryota; Viridiplantae; Streptophyta; Magnoliopsida; Malvales; Dipterocarpaceae
Source: the annotation of a GenBank genome assembly